GGGGCAGCACGAGCACAAAGCAGCCACUGUGCUGCCGGAGAAAACAAAUCGAAACUCUUCAAUGAGUUCACCUUCACGUCAAUAAGUUUGUCCCCUCGUCUCGUCUUCUGAGCCGCGGCUGUGUGGACAACAUGAACGGCUCCCUGCACUCCUCACCCAACGUGAUGGACAUAAAGCUGAAGCGGGGACCGGCAGGCCUCGGCUUCAACAUCGUCGGGGGCGUCGACCAGCAGUACGUGGUCAACGACAGCGGCAUCUACGUGUCCAAAAUCAAAGAGGACGGCGCCGCCGCUUUGGAUGGAAGACUGCAGGAGGGCGACAAGAUCCUGGCGAUAAACGGCAUGCAGCUGGAGGAUCAGACUCAUAGAGCCGUGGUCGAUCUGUUCAGGACGUCGGGCGAAGACGUGGAGCUCCGAGUUCUGAAGAAGUUGUCUCGUCACAUGAACGGACCAUUGAGCCCUCGCCCCGACCACGACUCCUCCGUGUCUUCUCUGGGAUUCCUCGCCGUGUUAGCAGGAGCCGCUGCGCUCGUCACGUUCAUCUACAUGAGACACCUGAGGAAGAACUUUUAGCCACGCCCACUUCUGAUAUGUUUAGGAUCAAAGACUUUGCUGGAGUCCAAAGGGAACAAACUGUUUCUUUGUUUUG
Molecule: messenger RNA, 648 nt
Organism: Labrus mixtus (cuckoo wrasse)
Lineage: Eukaryota; Metazoa; Chordata; Actinopteri; Labriformes; Labridae
Gene: synj2bp
Product: synaptojanin 2 binding protein
Exons: 4
Coding region: 132-572 (146 amino acids)
Molecular function (GO): protein binding
Source: RefSeq, a predicted model, not a curated record